UCAAACAAUGAUUUCUUCCUCCUAUCUCUUCGUCUCUUCCUCUCAGUGCCAGUGAAGCAAUGGCCUCCUACGACAGGCAGAAGGAGAUAAAAUCCUUCGACGAGACCAAAGCCGGCGUUAAAGGCCUCGUAGACGCUGGCGUUACCGAAGUUCCUCUGUUCUUCCACCACCCGCCGGACGGUAUAGAAGUUCGUCAGCCGACCUCUGCUGCCGGGGCAGAAAUUCCCGUCAUUGAUCUCGGCAUAAUCAACGGAGACAGGGCGGGGCGGGAGAAAGUGGUGGAGCUCGUGAGAAUGGCAUCGGAGAGGUUCGGUUUCUUCCAGGUGUUGAAUCACGGGAUUCCUCUGGCUGUGCUGGACGAAAUGCUGGAAGGCGUCAGGAGAUUUAACGAGCAGAAGUUGGAGGCGAAGAUGACAUAUUACUCGCGCGAUCUGAACAGAGCUGUGUACUUUAACUGCAAUUUUGAUCUGUUUCAAUCUCCGGUGGCCAAUUGGAGGGAUACUCUUUUCUGCACGAUCAAGCCGGAGCCUGUCGCCAGGCCGGAGGAGAUGCCGGAAGUUUGUAGAAAUAUAAUUAUGGAAUACGGAAUGCACGUCCAAAAGUUAGGGCAUCUUCUAUUCGAGUUGCUAUCAGAGGGACUCGGGCUGGAAACUCAAUUUUUGAAUGAUUUGGAAUGUGGGAAAGGGUUGUCUCAUUUGAGCCACUAUUAUCCACCAUGCCCUCAGCCAGAGCUGGUUGUUGGGACAAGCAAACAUGCAGAUCCAGACUUCUUAACUGUUCUUCUUCAAGAUAAUAUUGGUGGAUUACAAGUUCUUUAUGAACAUCGAUGGAUUGAUGUCCCCCCAAUUCAUGGAGCUCUUGUUAUUAACAUUGGUGAUCUUCUACAGCUGAUUAGUAAUGAUAAGUUCAAGAGCGUUGAGCACAGAGUUUGUACAAGCAAGAUCGGCCCAAGAGUCUCUGUUGCGUGUUUCUUUUCCCCACACUUUUGUCCAUCUGAAAGGUCUUACGGCCCAAUAAAGGAGCUAUUAUCACAGGAAAAUCGUCCUAAAUACAAAGAAGUUACUAUAAGUGAAUACGAACAUGUUUAUAACUCAAAAGGACUUGAUGGUGAAUCUGCAUUGGACAAAUUUAGGUUAUGAUCAAUUAUCAGAUGCGUGAUUUAUAUGUGUGGUCAUGUGGAUGCUUUAAUAAUGUUAUUAGAUUAUUAAUAUAUGAGUAGUUUGGUUUGAUU
Messenger RNA from Phalaenopsis equestris, 1231 nucleotides. Its product is annotated as 1-aminocyclopropane-1-carboxylate oxidase homolog 1-like. The coding region runs from base 60 to 1139 and encodes 359 amino acids. Lineage: Eukaryota; Viridiplantae; Streptophyta; Magnoliopsida; Asparagales; Orchidaceae. The transcript is spliced from 3 exons. The record is from RefSeq and is a predicted model, not a curated record.